AUGCCCUGCAUCAGCUGCGCGGACACUUGGUGGCCAGCCGUGGGGCGUUGCUUCAAAAGGGGUUGUCCCAAACUCCACGAGUUCCUCCACAGUCCACAGAAUCAAUUCGCCUGCCUUAAGCGACUGCUCGGCUUUCCAUUCGGACUAGCUCUUGGCGUCGCUCUCUACUGGGGCGUCAUCGACGGAAUGUUGCUACCGAGGUUCAUCCGACUGUCGCUAGGGGGUGUGAUCUGUAUCUCCCUUGCUACUGGUUACUCCUUGUCCACCCAGGUUCGCUGUAUCUCGCUGCUGGUGCUUCCUACGUUUUGCGGCAAGACCGGCAGGGCUUAUAUUCAGACGUUUGCGAUCGCACUCGUUUUGUCAGGUCCCAUCGCGAACAUUGUGUACCAUGCUGGAGAGGUCCCAAGAUCGAUUGGUUGUUCCACAGAGUUGUCAACUAACCAUAGCGCUACGAGGCUUGAGCUAAAACUCCGGCCAAUCCAAGAAAUCAUGAUGGAUCUGAGGGGCCAGACAGAAGUUGUUCAUAACACAAGUCUGCAGGUCAAGAAGGAGUUUUCGCCGAUAGAAAAUGAAGUGGAAAACAAAGAAGAGGUCAAGUUCUUGAAGGGGCGAACUGGGGAGGUAGAUGGCGGCGCUGCCGGCUCGGAUUUUAGCCGCUCCUCGGGAAUUGAGAAAAAGUAUAAACAAUUCGCAAGUGCAGACGUCGCCACGAAAAAUGAGAAAAACUAUGAGAAGAAAUUAGACUACAGAUGCGAGGACGUCUAUAAUGUUGGAGUAUUAAAAUGCAGACAGUUCUUCAAAAACGCCGAACAAGGCUGCAAGAUGACGUUUACUCUUUUCGCCUUUAUUAUUUGUUUGCCAAUGAAGAUGACGGCAAUUUGCGAAAUCACAAGACUAUUACCGUCGAUUACGGGUGUCAACUGCAACUCGAUGGAGGCCGUAAACCCAGGCUUCGGAGAGGGCUACAAGGCGGCUGACGAUGCCGCCAAAGGCUUCGAUAAGAACUUUGACGUCAAAAUGCAAUACAAGGUUGAAACGCCAGAAGAGCCUAUAGACGUCACUACUUCACAGGAUGUCUCUAAAGCGAUUACGCACGAGUUUGAGGCACGAAGUGAAUGGUUUUAUUUCGUGGUGUUCUUGGCCAAGCAGUUCAUGUCCUUUUUGUUUAUUCGCGUAUUUAUGUCAUCGUUCAAGUAUCACAAGAACUACAUCAGCCUCAUACAAUUCGACAACAAAUACAUGACGUCAUACUUCCGCCAUAUUGAAAAGCGCCGGAUAUUGCAAAAGAAACGCGGUUUACUUCCGCUCAAGCAGAUCGAGGCGAAGGAUGUCAUUGCGUCGACACGAUGCAGCCUAACAAGUGACGAAAAGUCCAAAUUUAUGACUGGAUCUUCUGCCCUCUUUCUCCGCCUGAUCAUGAUUCUUGUGAUCUUCUUCGUGGAUCAUCUCAUCUGGGAGAUCAUGAAUAUAAUCUACUCUAACAGCAGAGUGGAUUAUAAACAAACAGGCGUUCACCAUAUUAAACUUACCAUUUACGGCAACGGAUUUAUCGGCAACCUGGUCCGUACGCUGUUCCGCGGCUUCAACAAGAAACACGCCAUCAACAGUAUAACGUCCAAUUUCAAAUGUCUUCCCCGUCCCCACAAACUGCCGACGGAAUACCUCAUCAAAGUCCUCGCAAUCUACGGGGGGAUCUGGCUCCUCAUGCUUGUGCAGGCCUUUGGACUCAGACUUCGGAGAGUGGUCGCUGGAUUCUUUUACCCAAAGCGGGAGAAGAAACGUGUCUUAUUCCUUUACAACGAAAUGUUGAAGAAACGCCGAGGGUAUGUGCACCACAUGCGAAGCAUGGUCAAGUCGCUGGCGAAAGAAAAUAAGCUCUCGAUGCAGACGGGUCUUUUGAUGUCAUGGCGCCACACUUUCCCCCGGCUCUGCGGCUGCCUGCGAGUCCUCGGCCUCGGAAAGAAACAGUGCCUCAUCUGCAAGGAGCCGGAGAACAAGGACUUUUACUUCUGCGAGACGAAGGGAUGUAACUUCGUUUACUGCAAGGAAUGUUGGGAAGAUCUAAAGGUAGGUUGGUUCCUGGCCGAAGCAAGGCACGAGCAAUCAUGCAUAUAUUAUAUCAAUACCAGAUUGCCCCUUGCUUGCCCCUGGUUUACUGUGGUCAAAAUGGAUGCAAUACAGAGUAUCGGAUGUACUGAUGCAGCUGGGUACAUACAUGUACCACGCCGCAAGUUACGUGUCAGUCAACAAAUAGAACAAAUCUGA
Messenger RNA from Lineus longissimus, 2265 nucleotides. RefSeq names its product protein sneaky-like. The record is from RefSeq and is a predicted model, not a curated record. The transcript has 13 exons. Lineage: Eukaryota; Metazoa; Nemertea; Pilidiophora; Heteronemertea; Lineidae. Bases 1 to 2265 code for a protein of 754 amino acids. Gene Ontology annotation, cellular component: membrane.